Anthostomella pinea is the source of this 207-nucleotide messenger RNA. The record is from the annotation of a GenBank genome assembly. Lineage: Eukaryota; Fungi; Ascomycota; Sordariomycetes; Xylariales; Xylariaceae.
AUGUCACAGGGGCGGGUCGCGGAGGCCUGUGGCCAUCCUGGCCCAAUACCCGCGUACUUGCACAAAUUAAUCGAGGAGCUGUGCAUCGAGCGCAAGUCCGAGCCGGAGCCCAACAACGCAGAACGCCCUCGAGACCGCUCAGCUGGAACAGACCAAACGUACUCGCAUGGCAUGUUCGCCAGAUUCGCGUCCCUUGUCAAGGCUUAG